AUGGGUGACGAAGAGGACUUCAGCUCCCUGCCGCUCCCCGAUCGCUUCCAGCACAAGAACUGGAAGGUGAGAAAGGAGGGCUAUGAGGCCGCAGCAAAGGAGUUCGACAAGGCCCAGGGUGAGACCGAUCCCGUCGUUCGCCAAUUUACCCUCGACUCCGGCCUAUGGAAAGGGGCGGUCGCCGACUCCAACGUCGCUGCGCAGGCAGAGGCCCUCGGUGCACUAUGCUCGUAUCUUCAAAUCGCCGGCCUUCAGGGCACCCAAAGGACACGGAAUCUCACCAUCGCGCCGAUCGUCGAGAAGGGAUUGACCGGUCGCCCCGCCGCCCAAACGAAGGCGCAGGAGGCGCUGAUGCUGUACAUUGAGAUGGACCGCGCCGACCCUGUCAUUGAAGAGUUACUACCGAUUUUAGCGCACAAACAACCCAAAGUCAUUGCCGCCUGUCUGAAGGUCCUGACUGCCAUCGUCCACGCAUACGGCUGCAAGACCGUCGAGCCCAAGCCCAUCCUGAAGGCUCUUCCCAAAGUUUUCGGCCACGCCGACAAGAACGUCCGUGCCGAGGCCCAGAACUUGACAGUCGAAUUCUACAGAUGGCUAAAGGAAGCCAUGAAGCCCCUCUUCUGGGGCGAUCUCAAACCUGUUCAACAGACGGAUUUGGAUAAGCUCUUUGAGAAGGUGAAGGAGGAGCCGCCGCCAAAGCAGGAGAGACUUCUCCGCUCGCAGCAAGAGGCGGCGGAGGCUGCCGCUGCGGCCGGUGGCGGCGAUGAAGGAGAAGAAGCCGAAGGCGAGGAAGAAGCCGAAAUUGAUCUGGAGCCGGAGUUUAUGGCUGUUGAUGUGAUGGCAAAGGUCCCCAAGGACUUCUCGGAGCGUCUCGGCUCGUCAAAGUGGAAAGACCGGAAAGAGGCUCUGGAUGACCUCCACACCGCCAUCAACGUUCCUGCUAUGGAAGAAGGGCCAUUUGAUGACAUCAUGCGCGGACUCGCCAAGUCCAUGAAGGAUGCCAACGUUGCUGUCGUCACCGUUGCCGCAAACUGUGUGGAGCUCUUUGCCAAGGGAUUGCGGAAGAGCUUUGGAAAGUACCGGUCGACUGUCUUCAGUCCCAUGAUCGAGCGCUUGAAGGAGAAAAAGCCGGCAGUCGCAGAUGCGUUGGGCGCGGCGCUCGAGGCGUGUGUCACCUCAACUAGCUUGGGCGAGUGUUUGGAGGAAAUUAUGGAGGCCCUCAAGCACAAAAACCCUCAGGUCAAGCUCGGCACCAGCCAGCUCCUCAUCCGGGUACUCAAGUCGACCAAGGACGCACCUCAGCCGCCAGAGACCAAGAGCAUUUCUGAAGGUGCGACGAAGCUCCUCACUGAAUCCCAAGCCACGCAGCGUGAUGCGGGUGCUGAGAUUCUCGGAACACUGUGGAAGAUCAUGGGCGACCGUAUCAUGAAUCCGCACUUGGAAGGCUUGGACGAGAUCCGGAAGAACAAGAUCAAGGAAUUCCACGAUUCCGCUGAGGUCAAGGCUAAGUACAAGCCCAAGGCUGCCGCGCCUCCUAAGCCAGCUGCCGCACCUGCUGGUAAGAAGCCGGUGGGAAAGAAGCCUGCCCCGGGUGCAAAGAAAGCCGCCCCUGCAGCUCGCGCGAAGUCGCCUCCAGUUGAAGAGCCUGCAGCGGCUGCAAAACCGGCCAGCCGGCCUGGCGCUUCGAAACUGGGUGGUCCGAAAUCUGGCCUUACGGCACCUGGCUCGCGCUUGGGGGGGUUGAAGAAGCCAGGUUUGGCUGCUCCAUCGCCUAAGAAAGCACCUGCUCCUCCCGUUGAAGAGUUGGUUUCCGACCCAGAGCCUGAGCCUCCGGCGAAACCCGCUCCCCGGGCCGGUUUGGGGCGUGGUCUUGCAGGAAGGCCUCUCGGGAAGCCGGCAGCUGCGCCUGCCGCCGAGCCUCCCGCUCCGGCGCCUGCACCCGGCCUCAGCGCCGUUGAAAAGGCCGAACUGGACGAACUCCGUGCGGAGGUUGAGAUGCUGCGAAAGCAGAAUGAAGACCUGAAGACGGAGAAGUCCCGGAUGACGUCGCAAAUCCACGAACUCCAGAACCAGAACGCCCAACUUAUCGAGGAUCACACUCGGGAUGUUCUGUCUAUCAAAGCCAAGGAGACGCAGCUUGUGCGCGCCCGUUCUGAUGCCGAGGCCGCGGAGCAAACCGUUCAAACACAACAGCGUGAGGUCGAGCGGCUGAAGCGCGAGCUGUCACGCCAAAUGCGUGCUGCAUCGCCGCCACCAUUCGAAAUGCACCACGAGCAGCACCAUGGCGGCUAUGACGUUGGCAUGAACGGCUCGUACGGACACAGCAGCUACGGGCACACUAGCAGCUUUGGCCGCCGCAAUUUCACCCCGCAGUCUCCUGGCGGUGAUGGGAAGGAGAAUUUCGGCGACGGUCUUUCGCGGUCUGGCUCUCGCAGCAGCAAGCUCUCCCCACUGCGCCGCGGUGGAUCUGGCAGUGGCAUGUCCAGUCACUCCGGCUCCGGAUACGGUGGUCGUGCCAGCCCAGCACUUGGCUUGUCGGGUGGUCAUGAAGAUCGCGAGUUUGGCAGCUUGGGCAGUAGUAGACUAAGCGGAGCGGGGAGUAUGAGCACCAGCAACGGCGCGGAGAGCUGGAAGAGAGCCGCGGAAGUCACACAGAAUCUGAAGGCUAGGAUUGAGCUUAUGAAGGCCAAGCAAGGGCUCGCAAGGCAGCAGUCGCAACAUCACUGA
Molecule: messenger RNA, 2727 nt
Organism: Lasiodiplodia theobromae
Lineage: Eukaryota; Fungi; Ascomycota; Dothideomycetes; Botryosphaeriales; Botryosphaeriaceae
Product: Spindle pole body component
Exons: 3
Coding region: 1-2727 (908 amino acids)
Biological process (GO): mitotic spindle organization; microtubule polymerization; establishment or maintenance of microtubule cytoskeleton polarity
Cellular component (GO): kinetochore; microtubule plus-end; spindle pole
Molecular function (GO): microtubule plus end polymerase activity; microtubule plus-end binding
Source: RefSeq, a predicted model, not a curated record